Molecule: messenger RNA, 3546 nt
Organism: Mycotypha africana
Lineage: Eukaryota; Fungi; Mucoromycota; Mucoromycetes; Mucorales; Mycotyphaceae
Exons: 5
Coding region: 270-3485 (1071 amino acids)
Biological process (GO): COPII-coated vesicle cargo loading; intracellular protein transport; endoplasmic reticulum to Golgi vesicle-mediated transport
Cellular component (GO): endoplasmic reticulum exit site; COPII vesicle coat
Molecular function (GO): zinc ion binding; SNARE binding
Source: RefSeq, a predicted model, not a curated record
CGUAUUAAUGGUGUAUAACUACAAUAGAAUGCAUUAUAGAAUAUUGUAUUUUGAAAUGGAGACAGUAGGCCUUGUAUAAUAGCAGGGUAAAAAUAUAGGAAAGGAAUUCUUAGUCUGAAUAAUUUACAUGUAAGAACAGUGCCUCCAUUUUGGGAAGGGGAAAUUCAAACCAAGAAUAAUUUAACAUCAGACGUUUCACCUAUAACUACUCCUCUUCUUUUCCUCCCGCAUUAUAGAUAACAAUAACAGGUCUAGAAAGUUACGAGAGGAUGAAUGCCGAGCAACAAAGGCCUAAUUAUGGUCAACAACCUCAGAUGAGACCCUAUCCUACUCAACAGCAACGAAUAGGUGGAAACACACCGAACAUUCGACCUGUUCAAGUAGUGAAUGGUGCAGCUCCCGUGCGUCCUAUUAUGCAAAAUCAACCUAUUCGUCCAAUGGGCCCUCCAGUAGCUCGUCCACCAGUGAGAUCGAAUUUAAAUGCCCCUAUAGGAACUACAAUGUCAUUACCACAAACUACACCUAGCGGAAAGCCGCCAUUAAGACCUGGCUUCCCACCAGUUAAUGCUCCUAUGAGACCUGCUAAUCAGGCUAUGUCACCCAACAUUAGGCCAGUUGGCUUUGCUUCACCAUCUCCAGGUUUACAACAAGCUAAUUUGGUGUCUUCUAUGCAAAACAUGCACAUUCAACAGCCAGCAUCUCACCAACAACAACACCAACGGCCAGAAAUCUCAUCACCAGCAAUGCCCGCAGCUUCGCCUUUACAAACGCAACAACCAUUAUCGCCUCAACCGCCUCAACCACAGCUUCACCAUUCAAGUAAGCCAAGACGUGUAUAUGUAAACCCUGAAAUCGGUAAUUAUCAACAGCCAACAUUACAAUCUCAACAACCGCAACCACAGCAACCACAGGGCCCAUGGCCAAAUAGCCUUCAAAAUCAUCAACAACCCUUCAAUCAACCUCAGCAACAAUUCUCACCAGCGGCAGCACCUAUAACCCCUUCUCCUACCUCCACUGGUAAAUCCACUCCUCGUCACCAUCAUUCUGCAGCCGCCGGUAUUGGUUAUACCAACGCUCCUUAUGCACAUACCGGUCAACAAUUACCUCCCGAACUUCGUCCUCCUACUCAACCACGCCCUCGUAUUGAUCCUGAUCAAAUGCCUGCUCCGGUUCAAGUGCGUGAACAAGAUCAGGAACUUUUCGCCAACAAAUUUUUCGGCACGCUAGAAAGAAGUGAACGUGUACCAUUUGCCACUACUGAUUUUAUUGGUUUAGAUCAAGGCAAUAGCAAUCCACGCUUCAUGCGUUCCACAUUGGAUCGUAUACCCGCAACCAAAGAGCUAGCUGACCGUUCCAAAUUACCUAUGGGAUUGAUUGUACAACCGCUUGCCAAACAACGCUCAGAUGAAGUGGCUAUUCAGGUAGUAAAUCAUGGAGAAGAGGGACCUGUGCGUUGCAGUCGUUGUCGUGCCUAUAUCAACCCUUGCUGUGUCUUUACACAUGGCGGUUCUAAAUUUGAAUGUAAUAUUUGUUUCCAUUCGAAUGAAGUGCCCAGUUGGUAUUUUGCCAAUGUAGAUAUGUCAGGUAGAAGAGUGGAUGCGAAUGAGAGACCCGAGCUGCGUUACGGAUCUGUGGAGUUCGAGGUUACCAAGGAUUAUUUUGCAGAAAAUAGACUGCCUGCUCCAUUAAGUUACGUUUUUGCGAUUGAUGUAUCGGUACAAGCAAUUCAAAGUGGAAUGCUCCCUUCAGUAUGUGAGGGCCUGAAAAAUGCCAUUUAUGAUACGGAAGGCAAUCCUAAAUUGAAAAACCGCAUUGGUAUUAUUACAUAUAACAGAGAUGUUCAUUUUUACAACCUUGCUCCUGAUUUGAGUACUGCACAGAUGCUAGUUGUAUCCGAUAUCAACGAUAUGUUUUUGCCCCUUCAACACGGCUUUUUAGCAGAUCUAUCUGAGUCCAAGCACGUCAUUUUAGAAUUAUUGAACAAUCUGCCUCACAUGUUUAAAGAUACCACUCGACCUGAAUCUGUAUAUACAUCUGCUAUCCGUGGUGGUUUGGAAGCCUUGAAAAACACAGGCGGUCAACUUUUUGUCUUCCAAACCUGUCUUCCUAAUUUUGGUGGUGAUAUGUUGAAAUCUCGUGACGAUAAAGCUUUAUACGGUACUGAUAAGGAAAAGACUCUUCUCAUUUCUCAGAAUGACAAGUAUAAGGAACUCGCCGACGUUUGUGUCAAGUCAGGCGUCUGUGUUAAUACAUGGGGUUUCCCUCAUCAAUACAUGGACGUGGCUACGCUGGAUGUACUGUGUCGUUUGACAGGCGGUGAUUUCCGUUAUUUCCCCAAUUUCACCCUUGCUGACAAAUACCGCAUCAUUCACCAACUCAAUCACGAUUUGCAUCGCGAAACAGGUUUUGAUGGUAUUUUACGUAUCCGUUGUUCUGACGGAUUACAAGUCAUGGAUCAUUAUGGUAAUUGUCAUAUGAGUGUUUAUACCGAAUGCGAUUUGGCUGGCGUGGAUGAAGAUAAAGCAAUUGCUGCGGUCUUGAAGCAUGAUGGUAAACUGGAUGCGAACCGUGGCGUAUCAUUCCAAUGUGCCCUUUUGUAUACGACUAGAGAAGGACAGCGUCGUGUCCGUGUUCAUAAUUUGCAUUUAUCUGCUACAUCUCAGAUUGCAGAUGUUUUCAGAUAUGGUGAUGUGGAUACGACCAUCAGUGUGAUGCUGAGAAAGACGAUAUUUGAAUUGCAUCACAAGAAUAGAAAAGAUUUACAUCGAUCACUGACAGACGCAUGUGUAGAUAUUUUAACAGCCUACAGAAUUAAUUGCGCAGCGGCGACAUCACCGGGACAGCUUAUUUUACCAGAAGCAUUUAAAUUAUUACCUGUUUAUGUGCAUGGUGCCAUUCGAUCUUCUGUAUUGAGAGGAGUGGGACCAGAUAUGAACAUUGAUGCCAGAGCAGCUGGUAUGAGUAUGUUCAAUACAUUAAGUGUGGCAGAGCUGGUAUGGACGCUAUACCCUCGUUUAUAUCCUCUUACCGGACUCAGUUUAACAGAAAAUACAGCUGAUCUUCGAGGAGAAAGGAAGCUGCCCAAUAUGAUCCGCUGUUCGUAUGAUAGGUUAGACAGCAAGGGUUGUUAUUUACUAGACACCGGUUCAGAAUUGUAUUUGUGGAUGGGUAAAUCAGUAUCCAGUGAGUUUAUUGAGAACUUGUUUAAUGUGAAGACGUUGGACGAGAUAGAUCCCAAUAUGAUCACUUUACCAGCACAUUCUACUAUCUUGUCAGAAGAAGUACACGGUAUCAUGACGCAAAUACAAGCUUCCCGCUCAAAAUACUUGGCCUUACGUGUAGUUCGACAAGAGAAGGAUGCUUCCGAAUUCCUAUUCGCUACAUGGAUGUCAGAAGACAGAAAUGCUGAAGUACAGACUUAUGUUGAUUACAUGUGUGUACUACACCGUAAAAUUCAAGAAGAAAUGAAAAAGCAUAAUAAUUAAAGUUUAAGCUCUUCCAUAUUUCAUACAUUUCUUUCAUUUAUUCAUUUCAUCAUAAAAGCCA